UCAGGAAGUGAAGUAGAGGAAAUGGAGGGUAGUGAGAGUGGCGAACCAUGGACAAACUAUAGAGUUGUCUAGUUUAGCCAUAGAAGACUGUGAGGAUGCCGAAUUGGCCUAUACCAUGAGAGAUCUGCCCCCUCGAGCGGCUCACACCUUCCCUGAGCACCAGAUGAUGGACAGAGAGCCAGAUGGCAGCACCGCUGCUUACACUCCUGGGACGCCCACAACCACACGGCCCAUCAACAGAACUUUCCUGGGCUCUGAGCAGGAGUUAUUCCGCCGCGGCCAGCUCAGCUCCGUCAGCUCUCUGGACUCUCCCCUCAGCCCCUCACGCCCCAAAAGUCCAUGGGCCAGAUUUGACCCCUAUGACUCUGCUGAGGAUCAGGAUAAGGAGUAUGUUGGCUUUGCGACGCUGCCUAACCAAGUGCACAGGAAGUCUGUGAAAAAAGGUUUUGCCUUUACUCUUAUGGUGGCAGGAGAGUCCGGUUUAGGGAAAUCUACACUGGUCAACAGUCUCUUCCUCACAGACCUUUAUAAAGACAGGAAGAUGCCGAAUGCUGAAGAGCGGAUUGCUCAGACUGUGGAGAUCACCAAACACACUGUGGCCAUAGAGGAGAAAGGAGUUAAGCUGAGACUCACCAUUGUGGACACACCAGGAUUCGGUGAUGCUGUCAACAACACAGAGAGCUGGAGGGCAAUUGUGGACUACAUUGACCAGCAGUUUGAGCAAUACUUUCGUGAUGAAAGCGGCCUCAACCGUAAGAACAUCCAGGACAAUCGUGUGCACUGCUGCCUCUACUUCAUCUCACCCUUCGGCCACGGUCUCAGACCAAUUGAUGUGGAGUUCAUGAAGAUUCUCCAUGAGAAGGUCAACAUAGUGCCUGUGCUGGCCAAAACCGACAGUCUUACUCCAGAGGAAGUCAGAAAAAUGAAAAUAAAGAUUCGAGAGGAGAUCGAGAGAUUCGACAUCAUGAUCUACCAGUUCCCUGAGUGUGAAUCAGAUGAGGAAGAUGAGUUCAAACUCCAGCAACAGGAACUAAAGGAUAGCGUUCCCUUUGCAGUAAUUGGCAGUAAUGUUCAAGUUGAAAACCAGGGCAGGAGGUUCAGAGGCCGGCAGUAUCCCUGGGGUUUGGUUGAAGUGGAGAAUCCUGAGCACUCCGACUUCCUGAAGCUGAGGAACAUGUUGGUUCGCACACACAUGCAGGACCUGAAAGAUGUGACGAGGGAAACACAUUAUGAAAAUUACCGCGCUCAGUGCAUCCAGAAUAUGACCCGCAUGGUGGUCAGAGAGCGGAAACGCAGUCUAAAUAGCCGGCUGAGAGAAAGCCCCUCAGACCUUCCUGUGCCUCUGGUGCCUGUGGACACUGAAACUGAGCGCCUUAUUUGGGAGAAAGAUGAAGAGUUGCGGCGAAUGCAGGAAGUUCUGGAAAGGAUUCAGGAACAGAUGCGUCAUGGACAUGAAGAUUUACCCAUUAAUUGAAGUGUAUUUAAGAGGUUUCACAAGCUUAAUAUAAUUAAACAGAAGUAAAUGUAUGUUUUAGCAUUGAGAAUCUUUAGAGCUUUCCCCGACAACAGAACUUUUAAUAUUUUAUGUAAAUAUCAACAACUGUUGUGGUACACCAGAAAUAAGACCAG
Molecule: messenger RNA, 1629 nt
Organism: Danio aesculapii
Lineage: Eukaryota; Metazoa; Chordata; Actinopteri; Cypriniformes; Danionidae
Gene: septin4a
Product: septin 4a
Exons: 12
Coding region: 116-1474 (452 amino acids)
Biological process (GO): regulation of exocytosis; cytoskeleton-dependent cytokinesis
Cellular component (GO): septin complex; cell division site; microtubule cytoskeleton
Molecular function (GO): GTP binding; molecular adaptor activity; GTPase activity
Source: RefSeq, a predicted model, not a curated record